This is a messenger RNA of Trichechus manatus latirostris (Florida manatee), 4378 nucleotides long. RefSeq names its product centrosomal protein 104 (gene CEP104). The transcript is spliced from 22 exons. Gene Ontology annotation, cellular component: cilium. The record is from RefSeq and is a predicted model, not a curated record. The coding region runs from base 427 to 3204 and encodes 925 amino acids. NCBI's taxonomy places the organism in Eukaryota, Metazoa, Chordata, Mammalia, Sirenia, Trichechidae.
GCUCGGUUGUCAUGAGAGUGGCGGCCGCGGCCCGGGCGAUGGAAGGAGGCUCCCUGGGCUGCUCCUUGGCUGCCACCGCCGCUGCGGCUCCAAGGCGUGGGGCAGCUUGGGGCGGCAGAGGAGGCGCCACCUGAGUCCGCCUCAGGGAGCCGGCUGCCAAGGGGUCGGCGAAGGGUCGGCCGGGCCGCCCCACCCGGGCCGGGAGCCAAGGCCAGGCCUACCCGCUGGGCGCCCCGUUGGGGCCGCCUCCCGGAGCUGCAGCUGAGGCUCCACCCGACCGGGCCGCCCCGCAGCAAGCCGCGCCCCGACUUCACGCGGAGGACCCCGCCAUCCGGGAGUCGCCCCACGCUGCCGCCCCCACCCCAUUGGGACCCUCGAAAUUCCAGUCGGGGGACCUUUCCGUUCUGAUCAGCCCAGCCGUGCAGAAUGCCCCACAAGAUUGGAUUUGUAGUCGUCAGUUCAUCUGGACACGAAGACGGCUUCAGUGCCAGGGAACUAAUGAUCCAUGCACCAACUGUUAGUGGAUGGAGGUCUCCCAGAUUUUGCCAGUUCCCACAAGAAAUUGUGCUUCAAAUGGUAGAAAGAUGUCGAAUAAGAAAACUGCAGUUACUCGCCCACCAGUAUAUGAUUUCAAGUAAAAUUGAAUUCUACAUUAGUGAAAGCUUGCCUGAAUAUUUUGUACCGUAUCAAGCAGAGCGGUUUCGAAGACUCGGUUACGUCUCUCUGUGUGAUAAUGCAAAGACCGGCUGCAAAGCCCGGGAGCUAAAAUCAGUGUAUGUGGAUGCAGUCGGGCAGUUUCUGAAGCUGAUAUUUCACCAAAACCAUGUCAACAAAUACAACAUAUAUAAUCAGGUCGCUCUGGUUGCAAUAAAUAUCAUUGGAGAUCCUGCAGAUUUCAAUGAUGAAAACAAUGUUACUUCUAGAGAGAAGCUGAUUGACCACUAUCUAGGGCACAAUGCCGAGGAUCCUGCUCUGGACGGCACGUAUACCGGGAAACCUGACUACAUUUCUCCACUAGAUGACCUAGCUUUUGAUAUGUACCAAGAUCCAGAAGUCGCACAGAUCAUACGCAAGUUAGACGAAAGGAAACAUGACGCUGUCCAAAAGGAACGUUACGAUUAUGCCAAGAAACUAAAACAAGCUAUUGCGGAUUUACAAAAGGUUGGUGAGCGUCUCGGGAGGUACGAGGUGGAGAAGCGAUGUGCUGUGGAGAAGGAAGACUACGACCUUGCCAAGGAGAAGAAGCAGCAGAUGGAGCAGUAUCGCGCCAAGGUCUACCAGCAGCUGGAGCUUCACAACCUGAUGGAUGCAGAGCUGAUGCGAAGACCCUUUGAUUUGCCCCUGCAGCCCCUUGUUCACCCCGGCAGUCCUCGCCAUCAGAAGCCAAAGCCCUCGCUGCCGCAGCAGGAGGAGAGGCUGACAGAGAAGCGGGCCAUGGAGCCUCUCCUGCAGGAGCAGCCCUCCUCGCGGUCUCGCAGCGUUCCUCCUCAGCACGCCGCCGUGGGCCAGGUGCUGCCAUCCCCGGACCCUCGUCCAAAGAUUGACGUGGAGAUGUUGCCCUAUGAUGAGCGACCCCUCCCAGCUAUUCGCAAACAGCAGGGGGAAACACACAUGGAGUAUGAACUGAGCGACCCAGAUGUCAGUGAGGCUCAAAAAGGAGGUAUUUCAGGGGAACCGGAGCCCUUAACAGAGAAAGCCCUGAGAGAAGCCAGCUCCGCCAUCGACGUGCUCGGGGAGACUUUGGUUGCUGGGGCCUAUUCCAAGACAUGGUCAUACCGGGAAGAUGCGUUGCUUGCUUUGUAUAAAAAGCUGAUGGAAAUGCCCACUGGAACUCCAAAGGAAGAUUUAAAGAACAUGCUGAGGGCGUCCGUCUUUCUCAUCAGAAGAGCCGUGAAAGACAUAGUGACCUCAGUCUUUCAGGCCUCUUUGAAACUGUUGAAGAUGAUAAUCACACAGUAUAUCCCCAAGCAUAAACUGAGUAAACUGGAGACAUCCCACUGUGUGGAGAGGACCAUCCCCACCCUGCUCACCAGGACCGGGGACUCCUCCGUGCGCCUGCGCAUCAUCGCCUCCAACUUCAUCCAGGAAAUGGCCUUGUUUAAGGAAGUUAAGUCUCUCCAAAUUAUCCCAACUUACUUGGUCCAGCCAUUAAAAGCUAACUCUUCAACUCACCUGGCAAUGAGUCAGAUAGACCUCCUGGCACGGCUGCUGAAAGACCUGGGCACCGAGGGCUCGGGCUUCACCACCGACAACGUGAUGAGGUUUUCAGUGAGUGCCCUGGCGCAUAGAGUAUAUGAGGUACGAGAAACAGCGGUUAGAAUUAUUUUGGACAUGUAUAAACAGCACCGGGCUUUUAUUCUAGAGUACCUUCCUCCAGAUGACAACAACACGCGCAAAAACAUUCUCUACAAAACAAUUUUUGAGGGAUUUGCUAAAAUAGAUGGCAAACCUACAGAAGCUGAAAUUAGGGCACAGAAAAAGGCAGCCACAGAAGAAGUGGAAAGGCAAAAGAAAGAAGAAAUUAAAGUUUUACAAGGACAGUUGGCGGCACUCAAAGAAAUCCAGGUGGAAGUCCAGGAAAAAGAAAGUGAUGCCAUGAAGCCGAAGAAUCAGGACACUCAAGGAAGGAAAGCUGACCCACCUAAUGCUCCAGAAACUCCAGAUAAUCAUUAUUUGGAUCAUCUGUGUAUUUUUUGUGGGGAAAGGAAUGAGUCCUUCACAGAGGAAGGCCUGGACCUGCAUUACUGGAAGCACUGUCUGAUGCUGACGAGAUGUGACUACUGCAAGCAGGUGGUGGAGAUAGCCAGCCUGACAGAGCACCUGCUGACAGAGUGUGACAGGAAGGACGGGUUUGGGAAGUGCUACCGCUGCAGUGAGGCGGUGUUGAAGGAGGAGCUGCCCAGACACAUCAAAACCAAAGACUGCAAUCCCUCCAAGUCAGAGAAGCUGGCAAAUAGGUGUCCUUUGUGCCACGAGAACUUCUCGCCUGGAGAAGAGGCGUGGAAGGCUCAUCUGAUGGGUCCCGCCGGCUGCACCAUGAACCUGCGCAAGACACAUGUCCUGCACAAAGUGCAGGCACCACCACCAGGGAAAGGCUCAGCAAUGACUAGAGCGGGCACCUCGGGAUUGAAGGCUGGGAGCAAGAUCCCCACCCCAAAGAGGGGCCUGAGUAAAAGCUCCAGCAGGACAUACACAAAGCGAUGAUGCAACAAGUACUGGUUCCCUUGUCACCGUGCAUGACGGGGCAGGCUCUCUGAUUCUGAACCAUUUCUCCUCAAAUCGGCCUUUGGGACUGGCACCCGGGCCCGCUGCUGCCACCACACGGCUCUUGGCCGAGCACGUCCUCUGCUUGUCAGCAGUGUCAGCUCCCGUUAAAUGACGGGCGUGGGACUGACCAAAGAGCCUGGACCCCCGAGCACCAAACCUCACUUAUCUCUUGGCUUUCAGGUUUCUGGCUUCUCAGGCCUUCGUGACACAGCAGAGCACUGGUUUUGUUUGCACAGGAAGCUCAGCGUGGCAGCUGACAGGCAGGAGCAGCAUGUCAGGAAACGGCACAGGCAGAGCAGCCGCCCUUCUUAGCUCGUAGGAGUGACCAUCGUAAGACAUUCUCUGACCAUUUGCAUCGUAGCCUCUCCACGUGGGGUAGAGUGUCCCCAGGGCUGUGGCCCCACUGGGCAGUGGUAACAGAUGCAGUCAGAGGAGAGCCAGGGCUUCAGGAGCAUCUAACUGUCUGCUAGGUCUGCUGCCCAGGGCACUUAGCCACGGGGUAGAAGAGGGUUCAGUACCUCCAGAGCACGUGUUUGCCACUCCCACAGAAAUAAAGGUGAAAAGGAAGUCUAAAAAGAACAAAAGUUACUGAGGGUCGGCCCUCCUGGGCACUCCCCUUGGUGGCCGACUGUUGAGUUGUGCUGUCUGCGUAGUCUUCACUUCCCUGCAGAGCCCCUAGCCUGUCCCAGCCGAGCACCCCCAGAUGGAGUAAGGUCAACACUAAUGCAGCUGUGACUGUGCUUAGUCUACUAGAGACAGAAAAUUAGCUGUCCUUUCAGCACCAAAAUAUUUGUCCCCCACCCCUUCCAGUGAUGAGGAUUUUUGCUUCUUCCUGAAUGUCAUAUGGGCAGGCUUUCAAAAUGACAGUGAGAAAUGCUUGAGAUUGAUGAAAUUUGUACAGUACAAUUAGUGUAUAAAUAUUGUUUAAUUCCCAACCUUGUGCAACAACAGAGUAUCAAAACUCAUAGCUAGUUGAGCAGUGUGCUCCCUGGAUAUGUUAGUAACCAUGAGUUUGCAUUAACUAAUCUCCAGUUUUAGCUAACUAAAAUGUGGUUGACUCAGAAUACUGAGCAAGAAUAAGACCUACCAAAAUACUUAACUUUAAAAAAUA